Messenger RNA from Caenorhabditis remanei, 294 nucleotides. RefSeq lists its product as uncharacterized. The record is from RefSeq and is a predicted model, not a curated record. The transcript has 2 exons. NCBI's taxonomy places the organism in Eukaryota, Metazoa, Nematoda, Chromadorea, Rhabditida, Rhabditidae. The coding region runs from base 1 to 294 and encodes 97 amino acids.
AUGCAAUUAUCUUACCUCCUCGUCAUCAUCUUCGCCGUGCUCACACCAUUCACUAAUGCCGUUUCUUGCCUCGUGGGCGGCUCUCACACCUUGAAAGCGGUGGAUGGUUUCAAGAGCUGUGUGAAAACCUAUAUCUAUUCCACUACAAUUUACUGGUAUGAUGGCUCCAAUGAGUAUGAUGGUUCCCAGGACUGUCUUAUGGAGUGGAAUGAGGACGUUGAGAAUUUCUUCCGGAGUUGUUACUGUGACAAUGUCAAUUUUUGCAACGUCCAGAUGGGGUCGGAAAAAUUCUAA